Molecule: messenger RNA, 1415 nt
Organism: Aethina tumida (small hive beetle)
Lineage: Eukaryota; Metazoa; Arthropoda; Insecta; Coleoptera; Nitidulidae
Product: transmembrane protein 164
Exons: 7
Coding region: 357-1262 (301 amino acids)
Source: RefSeq, a predicted model, not a curated record
UUUUGUGGGUCAGUGAUGUAAUUCGUGCGAUGCGUGUCUGCGACACGAUUUUUACCCUUUCACGAAGGGAUGGUCGGAUGGGUCGGUUGCAGUUGACGGCCUCGAAUGCGUGUGUCGGUGGUCAUUUCCAUGGCGACCCGUGAUUAACGGUAAACAUUGGGGGUUGAUUGUUUCCCUUGAUUGGUCACGAGGUGUUAAAUUAUAACGGUUGUCGUUUCCAAUGACACGUUGUACUGCGGUAAUUGGAUAAUGGUUAUUGAGUUAGUGCUCUAAUUAUUGAAGAAGGAAUUAUGUCGUUAAAUUUGGUGUUUAAAUUAGUAUAAACCGGCGCAUCCACCAUAAUUUUAACACCACCAAUGUUUGGUGGUAGUAAAAUAAUGGAUUGGGCCUACGGCGGCGUGAACAAAACCGUUCCCAGAAAUGCAGGUCCGGAAUGUGCCCAAUAUAUGAACAGACAUUGGCGCAAUGUCGAGACAAUAUUCGUCCUCAUUUUGGCCGUCUACCUCUUCCGAUGCAGCUAUCCGAAGGUAGCAUUGCCACCGGCCACUUUCGAACGAAGAGACAGAGCGGGUCGAAGGGUGCUGCUCGUGCUUAUGUCGUUGAUAUGGGGCAUGGAAAUAGGCUAUAAAUUUUCAUCCAGAACUGUGAUAUACUUGUUAAAUCCUUGUCAUGUUACUACUGCUAUACAGAUUUACUUGUUGGCAGCUACACCAAGCAAAGUGGUGACUGCGUUAUUUCGUUUUCAUUUAAACCUUUUGAAUGGGCCACUUUUAGCGUUUUUGUUUCCGGAGACAGACACAAGAAUUCUGCCGUUAGAAUCAGCGAUUUACUGGAUUCAACACGGGAUGAUGGUCGUUGUGCCUUAUUAUCUUCUACGCUUGGGAGGAGUAUACAACGUAGAACCAAUGGGUGAUAUUACCUGGAAUGUCCUCAGUUACAGUAUUAACGUAAUAUAUCAUUUCGCUAUCUUGCAAAUCGUUGCGAUACCGACUGAAGUGAACCUGAACCACAUGUUGUGUCCGGCCAUCUUAGACCCGUUCGAAGGUCAAUUGUACAGAGUAUGCGCAAUAGUCCACCAGGGACUGUUGUGCCCUCUGUUGUGUAAAAUAUUCUGCGCCGUGUCCGGCUUCUUCCUGACGAAAUGCUCGGUGACAAGGAUAAAAAAUUCGCUGUCCACCGACGUGAUAUUCGGCCUGAUACCGCAGACGAGGCGGCGCAGCUGCAAGAACGCCGUCAUAGAGAAUCGCGAGCAUAACGAUUAAAUAAUGAGCAAUAGUUGAUUGAUCAUGCUUCUUUGACUCAUAUAGAACUAAUAUCGUCCUAAAAACUAAUAAUAAUAAUAAUAAUAAUUUUAGUACAAAGUCUGUAAUAUCAAUAAUUAUAUGAAUUGUUGCUGAAUAAAUAUGCAACCAAUA